Molecule: messenger RNA, 2898 nt
Organism: Cololabis saira (Pacific saury)
Lineage: Eukaryota; Metazoa; Chordata; Actinopteri; Beloniformes; Belonidae
Gene: tbx15
Product: T-box transcription factor 15
Exons: 8
Coding region: 329-2158 (609 amino acids)
Biological process (GO): cell fate specification; positive regulation of DNA-templated transcription; regulation of transcription by RNA polymerase II
Cellular component (GO): nucleus
Molecular function (GO): DNA-binding transcription factor activity, RNA polymerase II-specific; RNA polymerase II cis-regulatory region sequence-specific DNA binding
Source: RefSeq, a predicted model, not a curated record
CAAAGAGAAACAGAGAGACGGGGAGAAAAGGGCCGGAGAGGCGUAAGCGGCAGACCGCAUCCAACUCAGGCAGGACUCACCGCGGCGGGAUGGCGCAGUCUGCCCUCACACGCACGGCCGGACGCUGCUAGUCACUGUUGGGAUUACUUUGGACACUUGGCGAGUUUGCGCCCUUGCUGUAAACACUGACGUGUGCGGUUUUUUCUUUUUUCUCCUCUCUCUCAUUUUUUUUCUUCUCUUUUUUUGAUUGUUUUUGCUUUGACUUGCGUUUGGACGGACGGAGUGGGUUUUUCGCCGCGUCCCCCCCUUCGGGUUGGAUCUCAGAGAAAUGAGUGAGCGGAGGCGAUCUGCCGCAGCUCUGAGCUCGAGAGCCCACGCGUUUUCCGUGGAAGCCCUGAUCGGCUCUAACAAGAAGAGGAAGCUGCGGGGCUGGGAGGAGAAGGAGCUGGAGCUGUCCAUGGAGAGCCUGGCCGCGGACGGAGAGGACGCGGCGCACUGCCUGGACAUGGACCCGGACUCCGAGGCGAGCCCAGGCUCGGACGGAGAGGGUCUGGCUGAGAGGACGUCGUGCUCCUUCGGCUCCCCUGCAGACCUGGCCCCGGGCCCUGACGCGGCCCCUCCGGCCUCCAUGGAGGACAUCCAGGUGGAGCUGCAGUGCGCGGACCUGUGGAAGCGCUUCCACGACAUCGGCACGGAGAUGAUCAUCACCAAGGCGGGGAGGAGGAUGUUUCCUGCCAUGCGAGUGAAAAUCGCUGGCCUGGACCCCCACCAGCAGUAUUACAUCGCCAUGGACAUCGUGCCUGUGGACAAUAAAAGAUACAGAUACGUAUAUCACAGCUCCAAGUGGAUGGUGGCGGGGAACGCAGACUCCCCGGUGCCCCCGCGGGUCUACAUCCACCCGGACUCCCUGGCCUCAGGAGACACCUGGAUGAGGCAGGUGGUCAGCUUCGACAAGCUCAAGCUCACCAACAACGAGCUGGACGACCAGGGCCAUAUCAUCCUCCACUCCAUGCACAAGUAUCAGCCUCGUGUCCACAUCAUCAGGAAGGACUUCAGCAGCGAGCUGUCUCCAAACAAGCCUGUGCCCACCGGGGAAGGAGUGAAGACCUUCAGCUUCCCCGAGACCGUCUUCACCACCGUCACUGCCUACCAGAAUCAGCAGAUCACCAGACUAAAGAUCGAUCGCAACCCAUUUGCCAAAGGAUUCCGGGACUCAGGCCGAAACAGGACCGGCCUGGAGGCAAUCAUGGAGACAUAUGCUUUCUGGAGACCUCCAGUGAGGACGCUCACAUUUGAAGAUUUCACCAACAUGCAGAAACAGCAAAGUGGCAGCACGGGCACGUCUCCCACCACCUCCAGCACGGGAACCCCUUCUCCCUCUGGUGCGGCUCACCUCCUGUCCCCCUCCUGCUCCCCUCCAACCUUCCACUUGGCUCCAAACACCUUCAAUGUGGGCUGCAGGGAGAGCCAGCUCUGCAACCUGGGCUUAUCUGAAUACCCGGCCUGUGCUCGCAGCAACAUGGCGGCCCUGCAGGGGUACGGUGGCUUGGCCGACGGUUCCUAUGGACGCCUCCAAGCUGCGGGGGGCGCUGUGGCCUCCGGUCAGCCCUCUGAAUCCUUCCUGCCACAGAGGACUUCCUCCCUGCUCGCUGCCGGCAUGCAGGGCAGCACUCAUGCCUCUCUGAGCGGCGGCGGCGGCGGCAGCGGCUCCGGUGGAAAGAUGGAUGCCUACGGAGGCCAACUGGGCUCGUUCCCAGCCUCUCAGCUUCAGUACAUGAUGCAGGCUGGAGGAAGCUCCGGCUCCCCGUCCUCCUCCUCACCGGGAUCGUCCGCCUCCUCCGCCCACAUGUUCAGCGGAAGCCACCACCACGUGCAGCAGGGCUCCUACAAUGCUUUCUCUCUACACAACCCUUACAACCUGUACGGAUACAACUUCCCCACCUCUCCUCGCUUGGCCGCCAGUCCUGAGAAGUCCCAAGGGGGGUUGCUGUGCUCCUCUGCUCCCGCGGGGGCCUUCGCCGAGCGCCAGUAUUUGUCCAACGGAAGCAUGGACACUGUGCACAUGAUUAGCAACAACGCUGGCGGCCAGCAGGGCGGCAGUUCUUGCGAUGGACGUCAGUAUAGCUCCUCUUCUCAGAUGUCCAUGCACAUGGUGUAGGAACUGGGAUGGAACCUCGCAGUGCUCCUUAUUAUUAAAGUCUUUCAGGUGACAAGCCAGUAAGAGGUGGCAGUGAGGUUAAGCCAGUAUAAAACAUACUGAAUUACCAAGAAACCACCACUCACAAAGAUUUACACAGCAAAUCCAAACUACUAUUUAGUUUUCUUUGCAGAAAUAAAAACAAUCAAUGGGACAGCAUGUCAUCUCUCUUAUCUCUUUUAUCAUCCACAGAGCAAAUAAAAGAGGUGAGAGUCUCAUGCUCUGGAUAGGAAGUGGUAUAUGUUUUGGUGCAAUAAUAGCAAUACACUCCUCAGUCAACUCAUUCUUCCUUCCAUCCUGUAACCGAAGGCUGUUCACUGUGAUCCAGAAGGUUUUUACUUCACACAGCACUUGUGCCAUUUGGGUUUAUGAAUGUCAGCCUGUUAAAGAUUUGCUGUAAUUGUCUGCGAUCUGGACUGGAAUGAACGGGAGAACUGGACAAGAUCACAGAGCGACUGUUGGCGCUGCAUCCCUGCAGAAGACGAAGUUAUUGGAUGCUGCGGCCGGUACCUGCUCUGCCAAGUUAUUAUGGUUUGGUUUACUGAGGAACUUCCUUAAAAACUGCACCAGCAACAGUUUGCAACAGCAAAACGUGUACAGAACACAAGAGAUCAGGACUCCACACAAUUUCAUCCACCUGUUUUCCUGAUAGACUGGAAUGGCUUAACUUAGUUUGGGUGAAUUAUGUUUUUAAAUAUGAA